GGGCAUGAUGUAUUUAUGUAUUUCUACAUUUCAUCUUGUAGAUUCACCGACGACACUGAGUCAGCGGAGCAAAAGUUUGAUCCGGACAAACGGCUACGAAAAAUUUUAAGGAAAGCCAAACGGAAACAAGAGGAGGCUCGUAAUUUGGCACAAGAUGGGUGUCUGCAAACAGAUUCGGCAGACAUUACACUUGAAUGUAAUCAAAAGGAUGGCAAGAAGAGGGAAAUUAGUGACAACCGACUUGCCCAGGGUAAUGCUGUGGUGCCACUUGUUAAGAAAGUCAAGCUGGAGGCUCAGAACGGUGACGCAGCUCUAGCUGUUGCAGCACCUUUGUCUGAUGUAGUGGCAUUGGAAACCUCAGCAGUAAAAAAGAAAAGUCGGAGAAAGAAAAGCCAACAGCCUCGCAUGCGACGUGACAGACGCAAUGAAAACCUUAGUGUUGCUGGUGACAAUGGAGCCAACGACAAUCUGCCAGCAGGAACAGAACCCACCGUAGAUCACCAACACGAACGUUCUGCAUUGGAUGACGAGUUAGAUGGUGGUAAGGUUGAAGACGCAAGAGAAGAUGACCACAAACCUAUGCAAGAAUCUGUUGAAACCAGUCCUGAAGAAUAUUAUCCAAUUCUGGGUGAUGUGCAGGUGAAAAGAGCAGAUGUUGUUCACCGAGUCCUACCAGAAUGGUUAUCCAAUCCAGAGAUGGUUGCAUCAAUUGUGAAGAAAGGCAAAAAGCCUGGUAGCAGGAAAGUAGAACACUUCAGCAGCAGCCUAAGUGCUGAGAUGAUGUCUAUGUUGGCCGCAAACCACAUACGGAAGCUAUUUCCUGUUCAAGAAAAAGUGGUUCCAUGGUUGCUUUCAUCAGAGCAACGGCGUUCGCACCUGCCGCCACGAGAUAUUUGUGUUUCUGCACCAACAGGUAGUGGCAAGACGCUUGCGUAUGUUAUACCUAUUAUAGAAGACCUAAAACUUCGUGUUGUGCGGGCAGUUCGUGCUGUUGUUGUCCUUCCCGUAAAGGAGCUCGCAGCACAAGUCCAUGCUGUGUUCUUGCAGUAUGUUGGUGCAACAUCACUGAAUGUGCAGUUGGUGACUGGGACGAAAACAUUUGCCGAAGAACAGGGACUACUUGUUCGCAAAGGUGCUAAGGGCUAUGCGAGCUUAGUGGACAUUGUGGUGGCUACUCCGGGACGUCUCCUUGACCACAUACGCAAGACUCCUGGCUUUAACCUACAUCUGCUUAAGUUUUUUGUGCUUGAUGAAGCUGACCGAGUUAUUGAAGAUGUGCAGACAACGUUAAUUCCUGAGGUAGAACAAGCUGUGUUCGGUACAGGCAAGAUGAACUGCUGUUGUGGAGGGACUGUCCACGACCGGCUGUGCACACAUCCAUUGACUGUUUGCAGUCUUCAGCAUUGCCGAGAGCCCGUACAAAAGCUGCUGUACUCAGCAACAUUGACUCAGGAUCCUGACAAACUGCAAAGCCUUAUGCUUUUUCAGCCAAAGCUCUUCACAGCCACUGCCACUGUCAACAUGCCAGGUGAUGAACAGCGGCAGAAAACUUUUGUUGGAAAGUAUACCACACCACAGGGGCUUAGUGAGUUCUACUACCUCACUCAUGAUAACACAAAGCCAUUGGCUGUAUGGGAUCUUGUGGCAAAUCAUGGUUUCCGGGACACCCUUUGUUUUACUGCUUCUAAGGAGGACGCCCACAGGCUUAGCUUGGUGCUUAAAGAAAUGGGUAAUGUUCGUGCUGAAGAAUUUUCUGCAAAACUGAGCACAGCAGAACGUGCACGAGUACUGAGAAAGUUUGCAUCUGGAAAGCUGGAAAUCUUAGUUUGCUCAAAUGUUCUGGCCAGAGGUCUUGACGUGGCGAAUGUGCGGCAUGUCAUAUGCUAUGACCCUCCAAAGUUUAUUAAGACAUACGUACACAGGGUGGGUAGGACUGCACGUGCUGGUGUUCCAGGCACAGCCGUGACAUUUCUGCGGCAAGGUCAGUUACAAGCUUUCAAGGAAAUGCUUUCGUCAGCUGGGAAGACAGACAUUCAGCCUCUCAAUCUUAGUGACACUGAUGGGCUUGAAUCGCUUCAAAGCAAGUAUCGGGAUGCUCUAAAGGCUGUUGAAGCUAUUGUGAAAAGUGAGCAAAUUGGCCCAGACAGAAAGAAAAAGUACAACUUUGCUGCCAAGUCUGCAGUACUUAAUGAAAGACCUAAUGUGAAUACAGCAAAUGGGGGUUCCACUGUGUAACGACUCUCUUCUCUGCAGCCUGUAUAUAUGUGGAAUAAUCACUAUGUAAGCAAAAUAAAUCAUCUGGACUUUAUUGAUGCUCA
Dermacentor silvarum is the source of this 2318-nucleotide messenger RNA. RefSeq names its product ATP-dependent RNA helicase DDX51-like (gene Dbp73D). Gene Ontology annotation, cellular component: nucleus. Lineage: Eukaryota; Metazoa; Arthropoda; Arachnida; Ixodida; Ixodidae. The record is from RefSeq and is a predicted model, not a curated record. The transcript has a single exon. Bases 16 to 2235 code for a protein of 739 amino acids. Gene Ontology annotation, molecular function: nucleic acid binding; ATP binding.